Messenger RNA from Oncorhynchus gorbuscha (pink salmon), 1520 nucleotides. Its product is annotated as T-cell-specific surface glycoprotein CD28-like. Gene Ontology annotation, cellular component: external side of plasma membrane. The transcript has 4 exons. The record is from RefSeq and is a predicted model, not a curated record. Lineage: Eukaryota; Metazoa; Chordata; Actinopteri; Salmoniformes; Salmonidae. Gene Ontology annotation, biological process: T cell receptor signaling pathway; regulation of T cell proliferation. The coding region runs from base 637 to 1335 and encodes 232 amino acids.
AGGUAGGCCUAUGUAACAACCGCGUGAUGAGUAACUCUGCCUGAGACUUGAACACUUGCAUUAUGCUCUAGCUCAGCAGGCUAACACAGUCUUGGUGCCGUGGCCCAGGUGGGUCUCUGCGAGUUCUACCAGAAGCAGUGAAAUAUGAUAUGGAGCGAGUCUAUAUGACAGUCCCCAGAUAAGAGGGGGAAAUCAAACGUAUGACUGAUGCGAUACGAGGUUCCGAGCCCUAACACACAGAGAAGUAUCAAAUUCGAAGGGCAUCAAAAGUCACACACCGGUUGAGGCCAGAAACUUUGUGAAGUUCAGAGUGCACUGCCACAGGGUGCGGAUGUUUUUUUACUCAAGAUUCCGUGCAGUCAGUCACCCUGUUAGAUGUGCAGCAGAGAGAGUUGCGUACAGUCGACGAGGGCCAGAUUGUUGUUCACAGUGAAGUGACAGGGAAGGAUGUUAUGAGAUGCACGCUGCCAUCGUGUGACGAGCAUGUGUUGUAUGUUUAGGUAUGUUUAGGUAUGUUUAGGUAGAGCAGAGCAGUCACUGUCUCAUUCUGUUUGGCAUACAGUGUAUCAUUGCAUCUACCCUGUAAAAAGAUACCAGGGGAGCUUCAGUUUCACGACAAAACUGAGAACUUUCAAGAUGAACGUUUACUGGAUACCCACGAUCCUCCUCUCCCUCUCCAGUGCUGCCAACAUGAUAAGCUCAAACAGCUGUAAAGACAAGCUCAGAACGUUCUAUGUGGUCCGUGUGUCUGUCAACGGCAUUGCAUCGGUCAGAUGCCCCAACCUGACAGGCAAGGACCAGGAGGAGAUGAGAUUCCACCUAUACCUGGGCUUGGUCGAGGUUGGCAACCACACUCACGACAGUGCUCACAACCACAACUCCACAGAGACAGUGAGUCCUGUUGGGGAGGGUCUGGGGCUGAGGGUGAACGAACAGGACCAUACGGUCAGUUUUGUCCUCUCUGGAAUGACCACGGAGCGCGCUGGAGUCUAUACCUGUGAGGGGUACCCCAUGUACCCACCUCCCAUUGAGAAAGUACCAGACGAGCCUCAGACCUUGGUCCUGGUUGAAGCAUACCAGUGCCAGGCAGGGAAGACUGUGGGAUGUGUAGGCCCUAGAGUGCAUGGUGUCCCUGUUUGGGCAUGGGUGCUGGGAUUCUGGGUCACCACCAUCUAUGGCCUGGUUGUCACGGUCAUCGCCUUUGUCAUCUGGCUCAGACUGAGGAGAGUGGAGUGUUCCCAGAGUGACUACAUGAACAUCAAACCCAAAGCUCCACUCAGGGGGCACAGGAAGAAGCAGGGGGUCCAGCAUCCAAUCCGAAUGGGACGAUACUGAUCACUGUCAUCCUCAGAUCAGACAUCCUCAUACAAAAGACACGAGUUGAGCCUUUAUUGGCCCUUGAGAGCUGACUGGGGAAACAGACCAAGUUCUUGAUGGAAACAUGAAAGCUAGCUCUUCAAAUGACGAGGUGCACAUCUAAUUGUGCAUCUGAUUGCGUGUAAAUAAAGAUUUGAGUUAUC